Messenger RNA from Zychaea mexicana, 387 nucleotides. RefSeq lists its product as uncharacterized. Gene Ontology annotation, cellular component: mediator complex. The record is from RefSeq and is a predicted model, not a curated record. The transcript has 2 exons. Gene Ontology annotation, molecular function: transcription coregulator activity. NCBI's taxonomy places the organism in Eukaryota, Fungi, Mucoromycota, Mucoromycetes, Mucorales, Lichtheimiaceae. The coding region runs from base 1 to 387 and encodes 128 amino acids. Gene Ontology annotation, biological process: regulation of transcription by RNA polymerase II.
AUGAGCAACAACGUCGAAGAGAUCAUGAAUCAACUGGAACAAAUGGUUCGAGCGGAUAGAGCCAUACCACUUGAGCUCGAAGAACAGAGAUUGAGUCUCCAAGAACGAGAUGAAAUCACUGCUCUAAUGGAGCGUAUGCAGCCAGUAUAUCAGCGACUCGACGAAGUUCUGCCCAUAUAUCUUCAACUGUCGUCCAAUAUUGAAUCGGCAAAGCGCAUGAUCGCCUUGAAGUAUCUCUAUGAGGACCAACUCGAGAUACUGUACGAAAGCCGUUUCAUCCUAACUCUUAUGGCUCUUCAACGAAUCCAGGACCAGUUCCACUCUUGUUUCGCCUACGUCCGAACAACCAUUACUGCCAUGGCGGAGCAACAACAACGUGGAAUCUAA